UCUAUCUGUAUUGUGUGAAUGAACCCGACACAAUAAAAUUGAGUCGAAUAAAUGCUUAUAAAAAGAGAAUCGCUGCCUCACAUCGCUAUUAGACACACUAAUCGUUGGAUUGGCAUCACCGUUUAGAAUUCGAAUUCUAUUAUUCCCAUAAAUUUUUAAUCGAUUUGGUUUUUUUUCUGCAUCACAAUGGUUGAUAUAAAGGCACCGCUAGUCAGUUUGGAAGAGAUGGAAUAUGAAGAUCCGAUCCAACCACCCAACAGCCUACGACGACCGAUUGCUGUACGGCCAAUGGUUUUAAUGGGCAGCGGUCCAACAAACCCAUCGAAACGCGUCACCGAGGCACUAUCCAAACCGGUCAUGGGGUUGUACACCGAGGAAUAUACCCAGGUUAUGGAUGAAAUCCGUGAGGGUUUGAAAUAUUUAUUUCAAACACGGAAUCCGAUCACGUUCUGUGUUACUGGUUCUGGAAAUGCUGGCAUGGAAAUGGCACUUGGCAACACGCUGGAGCCGAAUGAUGUGAUUUUGCUUUGUGUAAGCGGUACAUUUGGUUGGCGUGCCGUUGAAAUAGCCAAACGAUAUAAUGCCGACGUACGAAUUAUUGAGAGUAAAUUGGGAACAACUUUCAAAUAUGAGCAAAUUCGUGCUCAAGUGGUGUUGCAUAAGCCAAAAGUUUUAUUCGUCUGUCAUUGCGAUUCAUCAACCGCUGUGCUUCAAAAUCUGGAUAAAUUGGGUGAUCUUUGCGAACGAAAUAAUGCAUUGUUCGUGGUUGACGCUGUGUCUUCGCUUGGAGCGGCCGAAUUGAAUGUGGACGAAUAUAAAAUUGAUGUAUGCUUCAGUGGAUCGCAAAAAGUACUGGGCGCUGCAGCUGGCUUGGCACCAAUUACAUUCUCCCCCCGUGCUAUGGAGGUAAUUGUUAAUCGUAAGGUACCAUCGAAUGUGUUUUUCUUCGACACAACAUACAUGAGCGAACUGUACAAGUGCACCGAUAAGCCACGAUACUAUCAUCACACGACUUCAGCACCACUACUCUAUGCGCUGCGCGAAAGUUUGGCCGAAAUUGUUGCCGAGGGUUUGGAUUUAUUCCGAUUGCGUCACGCCGAAAAUGCACAACGAUUGCGUGAAGGUCUCCAGAAUAUUGGCCUAGAAUUGUUUGUGGAAAAUCCGGAACAGCGCAGUCCAUCGGUCACUUCCGUUCGCAUUCCGCACGGCGUAAAAAUGGAAAAUGUUAUCAAGUGUAUGAUGGACAGACACUCCGUGGAAAUCUCGCAUGGUAUCGGCCAUACGAAGGGAAUCAUUUUCCGUAUUGGUACCAUGAACUCGAAUGCAACACACCAAAAAGUCGAUUUGGUGCUAAGAGCACUCUAUGAAGCACUAAAAGUUACGGCUAAUUUCAUUGCCCCACAAACGAAAGUUUAUUACUAAAAAGCGCGCACUGUAAAUAUAUUAUACCAUACACUAUAUAUAUACCUAUAUCCAUGAACUAUAUGGCCGAAAUGACCGCCAGAUCUAAUGCCAAAGAUUAUAAUCGAAUUGGAAACAAUAAAACGCGUUCUUUGUUUUGUUUUGUUUUUUUUUCUCUGUA
Messenger RNA from Sitodiplosis mosellana (orange wheat blossom midge), 1582 nucleotides. Its product is annotated as alanine--glyoxylate aminotransferase-like. NCBI's taxonomy places the organism in Eukaryota, Metazoa, Arthropoda, Insecta, Diptera, Cecidomyiidae. The record is from RefSeq and is a predicted model, not a curated record. Gene Ontology annotation, cellular component: peroxisome. Gene Ontology annotation, molecular function: L-alanine:glyoxylate transaminase activity; L-serine:pyruvate transaminase activity. The coding region runs from base 187 to 1422 and encodes 411 amino acids. The transcript has 6 exons.